This is a messenger RNA of Saccostrea echinata, 1605 nucleotides long. Its product is annotated as beta-lactamase domain-containing protein 2-like. The record is from RefSeq and is a predicted model, not a curated record. NCBI's taxonomy places the organism in Eukaryota, Metazoa, Mollusca, Bivalvia, Ostreida, Ostreidae. The coding region runs from base 1 to 1302 and encodes 433 amino acids. The transcript has 8 exons.
AUGACAGGGCUGAAGAAAAUAAGCGUGCUGGCCCUCGUGGUGGCCGUUCUGGCUUAUGUGUAUAAGACGUUCAUCCAAAAACCACUACCGCUCAAUUUCGGUGGCACAUUUCAUCCGGACUUUCAAGAAGUUGCAGAUCUAUACAAAGCCAAACUGAGAAGUGGUGUAGAAGUGGGAUCGUCCUUCGCGGCUUAUUAUAAGGGAGAACCCUUGGUGGACAUUUGGGGAGGACAUGCUGAUGUGGCCACAAGGAGACCAUGGACAAAGGACACAUUGUCUAUCAUCUUCUCCUCAAGUAAAGGCGUCACCGCUCUAUUAGUGGCAUUGUUUGUAGACAGAGGAUGGUUGGAUUACAAUAAGCCAGUUGCCCACUACUGGCCGGAGUUUGGACAGAACGGAAAAGACAACAUCACGGUAGCACUGCUAAUUAGCCAUCAGGGAGGUCUCUCUGUUACCAAUGGCACAAUACCAAUGGAGUGGAUUGUUGAGAAACCAGAAAAGGUUUGGGAAUUUCUGGAAAAACAACGGCCAAUAUGGCCACCAGGCACUGGCUAUGGAUACCACGGCAUUACAUUCGGGUUGUAUGUAGAUUCGCUUCUUACCAAGGCGGAUCCUAAGCACAGAAGGGUGGACAAAAUUUUUCAAGAGGAGAUAGGCGAUAAAUUUGGAAUCGAGCUGUACAAUGGUCUACCAAACCAUCUGUUUUACCGGGCCACGAGACACGAACCAAAUCCUCUGUACGUCACUCUCUGGAAUGUUAUUACGUAUAUGGAUCUAGAGCCAAUCAGUUUAAUAGCGACUUUGGCUCUUUCGACAAAUCCCCUUUUGACGAAAAUGGCGAGUUCUGGAACAGAUCAACUCCCAUCGGACCUUUCUUUUAACACACCUGAAUACAGUAAAAUUCCCCAGUCCUCCAUGAACGGAUAUAGCAAUGCAAGAAAUUUGGCCAAAUUGUUUGGAAUCGUCGCCAAUGGAGGAAAAACAAAGGAAGGGAUCUUACUUUCAGAAAAGGUCAUAGAACUGCUGAAACAGCCUCUAACCAGUGGAAAAAGCAUGGACGGUGUCAUAAAUAUAGAGUUUGGUUAUGGAGUAGGGAUUGGUAAAGACGAUAAGGGGAAUAUAGUGUUUGGACAUGAUGGCGCUGGAGGUCAGUCCGCUUUUGCGGAUCCUGCCCAUAAGACUGGGAUGGCUUACGUCACAUCGCGGUUGAAGAGCAUGACUAUAUCUGGUGACAAGGAGUUUCUGCAAUAUAAAGCUGCUUAUUAUCGCUGCCUAGAAAAGUUCCUACAAAAAACAACUUAGCGCUGGCUGAUACUUAGAGUUUUAUUAAAAUUAUUUACUCUUAAUGAGGAACCAGUUGAUUACGGGUUAUAUGGCCUUCCUGUCGGAGUUUCCUGUUUUCCCCUUUUCUUUUUCGUACGCUAUUUCUUUCCAUAUACACAUGUAGACUGUCCUUGCAUGGAUAUCAAACCCGAAACUUAAGCCUUUCAGGCUUUGACUAGAGUUAUUUAAACAAUGCCACAUUUGGAUCAGUUCCUUUUAUUCCAUGGCAGAAGACGUACAGCAUGUAGGAAAUUGUAUCUUGAAAUAAAAAUUGAACUUCAA